Molecule: messenger RNA, 1680 nt
Organism: Fulvia fulva
Lineage: Eukaryota; Fungi; Ascomycota; Dothideomycetes; Mycosphaerellales; Mycosphaerellaceae
Product: Putative amidase
Exons: 2
Coding region: 1-1680 (559 amino acids)
Source: RefSeq, a predicted model, not a curated record
AUGCCUUCGAGAUCAUUUCCGUUGAUCCAGACCCUGCCGGUCCCCAAGGGCGACGAAGCCUGGGAGGCACGACGCAUGCAGAUACUCGUCGACUUCAUAGAGAAAGUACCUCAAGAGUACUACAUCCCUCAGCACUAUGUCGACAACCCCCCUCUCAAUGUCACUGCGAUUCCUCGUGAGUGUGGGAUCCUUACUUCGGAGGAACUGGAGAUCACGGAGAUGUACGACGCCAUGGGGCUCGCCAGUGCUAUCGCAGCUGGCAAAUAUACCUCCCUUGCGGUUGCUACCGCCUUCUGCAAACGCGCCAUCGUCUGCGAUCAAAUCAGUUGCUGCUUAACUCAGUGGUUUCCUGAAAAGGCGUUUGAACAAGCCAGAGCACUCGAUGAGCACUUUGCAAGGACGGGCAAGACCGUGGGGCCCCUCCAUGGCGUACCUGUCAGUAUCAAGCAACACAUCUCCAUUGCAGGUCUUCCAUCCGAUGUCGGCUUUGUCAGCACCACGGUGCAGGAUGAGAACGAUUCUCUCAUGGUUUCGAUCCUUCGAAAACUUGGCGCAGUAUUCUAUGUCAAAACCAAUCAACCCCAGUCGAUCAUGCACCUCGAGACUGACUCGCAUUUCGGCCGCGUGCUGAAUCCGUACAACAUCAACCUCUCCGCCGGUGGAUCCAGUGGAGGAGAAUCCGCUCUCAUCGCGCUGCGUGGUUCGAUUCUCGGUGUCGGAACCGACAUAGGCGGAAGCGUUCGUGGUCCUUCAGGCAAAGUUGGCAUCUAUGGCUUCAAGCCCACGUCGUAUACGCUUCCGAUGCGGGACUUUAUCAACGGCGGCUUCGUCGCAGAGUUGAACAUCUUGUGCUCCACAGGCCCUAUGUGCCAUUCCCUCCGAGAUAUGGAUCUGUUCAUGCGAGAGGUGCUCGGCCACAAGCCAUACCUUAACGACCCUCGCGUUGUGCCGAUACCAUGGACUGGUCUGCAGACCAGCGUCACCGCAUCGCCCCAAACUCGAUUGAAGGUUGGAAUCAUGAUGCAUGAUGGUGUGAUUCAGCCUCAGCCCCCCGUCUAUCGAGCACUCGAAUGGGCCAAGGAACGUCUACAGGCCUCGUCUUCGGUGGAGUUGAAGCCUUAUUCUCCUUACAAAUCCGCCGAAGCCAUAAAAAUGAUUCGAAAGAUGUACUGGCCUGACGGCGGAGAAAUAUUUCGCGCGUCUGCAGAAGCUGCGGGCGAGCCAAUCCAUAUGCUCACCGAGUGGAUCCUCAAGGACGCCGAGAAGAGAGACGCCGCAGGCAUCACCCGCGACCGAGUGCUUCGCGACGCUUUCCGCUGUGCCUUUGCUGAAGAUUGGACCCGGCAAGACGUCGAUGUCGUACUCUGCCCGGUGUACGUGGGACCUGCUCCCGCGCAUGACACGUCCUUCUACUGGAACUAUACCGCGCUCUGGAACUUGGUCGACUAUCCGGGACUGGUGUUCCCCACGCCUAUCAAGGCGGGAGCACAGGGGGUCGAGCAGUAUCCGGAUGAGGGGUCGAAGCCGUGGAACGAUCAGGACGCGUACGUGCGGAAGCUGUGGCGUGAGACGAAUUAUGAGGGAGCGCCGAUCGCGUUGCAGUUGGUCGCGAGAAAGUACCACGAUAAUUUCUUGUUUGGUGCGGCCAAUACGAUCAAGGACGUUUUGGAGCUGGUGUGA